This is a messenger RNA of Juglans microcarpa x Juglans regia, 1591 nucleotides long. RefSeq names its product metal tolerance protein 11. Bases 147 to 1325 code for a protein of 392 amino acids. Gene Ontology annotation, biological process: monoatomic cation transport; transmembrane transport. The record is from RefSeq and is a predicted model, not a curated record. The transcript is spliced from 6 exons. Gene Ontology annotation, molecular function: manganese:proton antiporter activity. NCBI's taxonomy places the organism in Eukaryota, Viridiplantae, Streptophyta, Magnoliopsida, Fagales, Juglandaceae. Gene Ontology annotation, cellular component: membrane.
CUGGUUCAAGAAUCUCCGACUAUAGCAGCCACAGCAGUCAUUCACCAAACAUCCCGAAAAAGCCCUCUCGUUUUCCCAAUUUUAUUUCCAGUCUAAGAUAUCCCUCGUUCUCCAUAGCUCUUCAUCGAGUUUUGGGUAAGAGGAAAAUGGUGGAGCCAGUGACUCUAGAGAGCGACGAGGAGCGCUCGCUCUUGGCUCAGCCCAACUGUGGUGACGGGUCGUGGCGGUUGAACUUCGACGGGGUCCAGUUAUGCCGAGAGCAGAGGGAGAAAAAGCUUCCUCGUGGCCUCCACGACUGCCUGGGGGUUUUAGGUCCUGAAGACAAUGUGGCCGACUACUAUCAGCAGCAGGUAGAAAUGCUCGAGGGCUUUAAUGAAAUGGAUGCUUUAGCAGAGCGUGGCUUUAUUCCUGGGAUGUCAAAGGAAGAGCAAGAGAAGUUGGCUAAAAGCGAAACAUUUGCCAUCAGAAUAUCAAAUGUUGCAAACAUGGCUCUCUUUGCAGCUAAAGUCUACGCAUCUGUUCAAAGUGGUUCCUUAGCUAUUAUUGCAUCCACACUGGACUCGCUUCUUGAUCUUUUGUCUGGCUUCAUCCUGUGGUUUACUGCAUUCUCUAUGCAAACACCCAACCCUUAUCAGUAUCCUAUUGGAAAGAAACGUAUGCAGCCAUUGGGGAUCCUCGUAUUUGCCUCCGUCAUGGCGACUCUUGGACUGCAGAUUAUCCUGGAGUCGAUGCGGACACUAUUCUCUGAUCAUGAGUUCAACUUGACCAUGAAGCAAGAGCAAUGGCUUGUUGGCAUUAUGCUUUCUGUGACUUUGGUAAAAUUCCUUCUUGUUCUUUAUUGCCGCUCUUUCACUAAUGAGAUCGUCAAAGCUUAUGCCCAGGAUCACUUUUUUGACGUUAUCACCAACAUUAUUGGACUAAUUGCUGCUCUGCUUGCAAAAUAUAUUGAUGAUUGGAUGGACCCCGUUGGAGCUAUCGUUCUGGCUUUAUACACCAUCCGUACAUGGUCAUUAACAGUGUUGGAGAAUGUGAAUUCCCUUGUGGGAAGAUCAGCUGCUCCAGAAUACCUUCAGAAGCUAACUUACCUCUGCUGGAACCACCACAAGGCCGUGAGGCAUAUUGAUACGGUCCGGGCAUACACCUUUGGGUCACAUUACUUUGUGGAGGUUGACAUAGUCUUGCCAGCAGGCAUGCCGUUGCAAGAGGCUCACGAUAUCGGGGAAUCCUUGCAGGAGAAGCUUGAGCUCCUGCCUGAGAUAGAGCGUGCCUUUGUACAUCUUGAUUACGAGUACACUCACAAACCAGAGCAUGCUCAGGCAAACUAGUCCCAGUGCAAAAAAUUAAAUAACUUGUCGUAGCUCUCGUAAUUCCAAGGCACACUCGAUUACGGGUUCCUGUUUCCACGAAGUGUAGGAUAAAAAUUAUUUUGGCUGUGAUGGCUGCAGGUUGGUGGAACCUGCCAAUGCUUGGGGGACGUUUUGUAGCUGGAGAACUGACUUGCCUGUUCGAUUUGUCGGGGCUGGUCCUGCAUCUUAACGCCAAACAUUGCUCAUUUAAGAGCAUUCGCAUUGAAUUGGCAAAUUUUAGCUGC